Cloeon dipterum is the source of this 1796-nucleotide messenger RNA. RefSeq lists its product as uncharacterized. Bases 92 to 1540 code for a protein of 482 amino acids. The transcript has 4 exons. Gene Ontology annotation, cellular component: extracellular matrix. NCBI's taxonomy places the organism in Eukaryota, Metazoa, Arthropoda, Insecta, Ephemeroptera, Baetidae. The record is from RefSeq and is a predicted model, not a curated record.
GGGUAUAAAAAGGCUGUGUCCGGCAGGGUGAGGCAUAUCCAGUGUGAACGUCUUCAGAGCAAAAGCCAAGCUCGGUCUGGAUUAUUUCACCAUGAGAUUGGCGUUCGUUUGUAUCGCGGCGAUGGUCGGAGUGGCCCUUGCCAAACCGCAGGGCUACGACUUCCCGAGCCGCAACUCCGGCAACGGCUACGACAACAACGACCGCCAGGGGUUCGGUGGUAGUGGCGGCGGCGGCGGGGGAGGCUACCCUGACAGGCAAGUCGUGAGCCAGCGGCCCCAGCAAUACACGCUGGGCACGGAGCUCGAUUUAGAUGAUGAGCUGUACAGUAGUACCGGUGGAGGCUAUUCCGUGUUCAAUCGCACCGACUUUUACCCCCGCACCGCUGCUGUAAAUAGAGUGCAAACCUUUUUCCCAUCCUCCUCGCCACCCUCGGUGGUCUCGACUGCCGCCCCUCUUAACCGUUUCGUCACCAGCAGCACGGACAGGAACAACUACCGCCAGGGGAACAACGGCUACCCUUCAACCCGGCCGUCGCGGCCUCGCUUCCAGCAGUCCAGCACCACCACCAGAAACCCGUUUAGCGCGUCCCCUUCUGGCUACGGAGGUCAGCUCGGAGGAACCGGCUUCGGCGAUCGAUUCCCUAGCCGUGGUCAGCAGUUCGCCAAUAAUAAUGGCGGUUUCUCCUCCACCACCAACCGACCCGUGGACCAGCAGCAGCCGUUUGCGGGCAACUUCGAUCGCGUCACCAACACCGGUUUUGGCGGCUCCGGCCCUUCUGGUUUUGGGGCCAACAACCCCGCUAUCGGCACCACCGCCAGGCCCAUCUUCCCGGACAGCAUCAACAGCCAGCUGCCCGACUCACCCUCUGUAAAUACUAACUUUGCAGGCAACACCGGAUUUGUAAAUAGCGCUGUAAAUACUGGCCGCCCUGUUUCCAACAACGUUCCUUUCGGAAAUAACAAUGGUCCUUCGUCCUUCAGCCGGCCGAACAACAACAAUGGCUUUGGAAACGGCGUUACCAGGCCCUUCACAGGCAACUCCAACAACAAUAGGCCCUUCAACAGCAACAACAACAACAACGACCGCUUUGGAAACAACAACAACAACAACAACAGGCCCUUUGGAGGAGGCAGCAACAACAACAGGCCCUUUGGAGGAAGCAACAACAACGGUGGCUUUGGAAACAACAACAACGGCUUUGGUGGAGGAAAUGGCGGCAACACCGGAUUUGGUAACGGCGGCAACAAUGGAUUUGGCGGCGGCAACAACGGCUUUGGCAGCAACAGCAACAACAUCAACAGCAGCCCUACUGAUGACCUUUCGGAGCCAGCCAACUACGAGUUCUCGUACGAAGUGAACGACCCUCCGAGCGGCCAGAACUUCGGCCACACCGAGCGGCGCCAGAAUGACGACACCGUCGGCUCCUACUUUGUGCUGCUUCCCGACGGUCGUCUCCAGAGAGUCGAGUACACCGCUGGGGUCGGCGGUUACAGAGCCAGAGUAACCUACGAGGACCAAGGAGGCCAGUUGAGGAAGUAGAUAUGCGAUCCCACUAUAGCUGCUUUUUGCCAAUUAUAAUAUUUUUGUGUAUUUUUACUCGACCUUUUACAAUUCCUUCCUAAUUAGUGGGCCUAGCGAAAAACGCCUCUUCACGGGCACUGCCGAUUAGUCGUUUGGCCCUCCAGAGACCUUUUGUAAUUCAGUGUUUUAUAUAUUAUGAGUUAGUAGUGCUUGUAUCUGCAAAUAUGCCUCAAUAAACAUAUUUACAUCAAAAGUACUGUGCCAUUUAUACAAA